Messenger RNA from Loxodonta africana (African savanna elephant), 1436 nucleotides. Its product is annotated as sulfotransferase 1A1-like. Lineage: Eukaryota; Metazoa; Chordata; Mammalia; Proboscidea; Elephantidae. The transcript has 8 exons. Gene Ontology annotation, molecular function: aryl sulfotransferase activity. The coding region runs from base 474 to 1361 and encodes 295 amino acids. Gene Ontology annotation, biological process: sulfation. The record is from RefSeq and is a predicted model, not a curated record. Gene Ontology annotation, cellular component: cytoplasm.
CUUCUCUUUUCCUUUCUCCCUUUCCUCUGCCCUCCCCUCCUCUCUUUUCUCUUGACUGGGUCAAUUAGAAAAAGCUGUUAGCCCUGCAGGAGUGGCAUUUAGAGGGGCAAUUCGGGAGGCAGGGUUACAGCUCAAACAAAACACCAACAACUGGGCCCUUUUGUCUAGUUUCAGUCUGGAAGUUGAGUUUCCAGGCCAGUCUAAGCUUGGCCUCCAGCUGGGGUGUUAAGGAGAGCAGCAGAGCAGUCCCCUCACCCCCAAACUCCACCAUUUCCUUCUUGGAGGAGAGCCAAGUCCCAGCCCUGUGACGGGCUUUAGACCCCUCCCACUUUGGACCUAUAAACUCUCUGCUUGGAGAGCGGUUCUGCGCUCACACUGCCCACACUAAGCUGUUGCACACGGAGACAGUCCCAAGGCCGGGAUCCCGUGGGAUCUGGGAAGUGAGCUACAUUGCUGGCCCCUGACUCAGCACCAUGGAACUAGUCCAAGAGAGCCUCCGUGCGCCUCUGGAGUAUGUGAAGGGGGUCCCACUCGUCAAGUACUUUGCAGAAGCAAUGGGGCCAGUGCAGAACUUCCAAGCCUGGCCUGAUGAUGUGCUUGUUAGCACCUACCCCAAAUCUGGCACCACCUGGGUGAGCGAGAUCCUGGACUUGAUCUACCACGGUGGUGAUCUGGAGAAGUGUUGCCAGGACCCCAUCUUCUUCCGGGUGCCCUUCCUUGAGUUCAAGGCCCCAGGGGUUCCCUCAGGUGUUGAGUCCCUGAAGGAUGCACCAGCCCCCCGGAUCAUCAAGACGCACUUGCCCCUGGCCUUGCUCCCCCAGUGUCUGCUGGAUCAGAAGAUCAAGGUGAUCUAUGUCGCCCGCAAUCCGAAGGAUGUUGCCGUCUCCUAUUACCACUUCUACCUCAUGGCCAAAGUGCACCCUGAUCCUGGCACCUGGGACAACUUCCUGGAGAUGUUCAUGGAUGGGGAAGUGUCCUACGGGUCCUGGUACCAGCACGUGCAGGAGUGGUGGGAGCUGAGUCAUACCCACCCUGUUCUCUACCUCUUCUAUGAGGACAUAAAGGAGGACCCCAAAAGGGAGAUUCAGAAGAUCUUGGAGUUUUUGGGGCGCUCCCUGCCCGAGGAGACUGUAGAUCACAUCGUCCAACGUACAUCUUUCAAAGAGAUGAAGAAGAAUCCCAUGACUAACUACACUACUUUGCCCUCUGAAAUCAUGGACCACAACGUUUCUGCCUUCAUGAGGAAAGGCACCCCAGGGGACUGGAAAAACAUCUUCACUGUGGCCCAGAACGAGCGCUUUGACAUUCAGUACGCUGAGAAGAUGGCAGGCUCAAACCUCAACUUCCGUUCACAGCUGUGAGUGGUGUUACUCCAAAGGAAGUGGUGUAAAACAAGGCUGGCGUGGCCUCAAGAAUAAAACAUGGUUUGUGUUAAA